CCUACCAACUGCGCACGCGCACGACUGCGCGGCUAUAAAUUGCAGUACUCCGGCAUGCUCGGCCAUUUUUCUCCCGUUCAUCUUAAAGGAAGGUCGUUAUUCUGCUCACGGCAAGAGAUAACGAUCUCGCAGCAUGGUUAAUGGAAGGAUUCCGUCGGUCUUCUCCAAGACCUACGUCACUCCCAGACGGCCGUACGAGAAGGCACGUCUCGAUCAGGAGUUACGUAUCAUCGGUGAAUACGGUCUCCGCAACAAACGCGAAGUAUGGAGGGUGAAGUACACCCUGGCCAAGAUCCGCAAGGCCGCUCGUGAGUUGCUCACGUUGGAAGAGAAGGAUCCCAAGCGUCUCUUUGAAGGAAACGCCCUACUGCGUCGUCUUGUGAGGAUUGGUGUGCUCAACGAGGCCCACAUGAAGCUCGAUUACGUGUUGGGUCUAAAGAUCGAGGAUUUCUUGGAGCGACGUCUCCAAACUCAAGUAUUCAAGCUGGGUCUGGCCAAGUCGAUCCAUCAUGCCCGCGUGCUGAUUCGCCAACGGCACAUUCGAGUGCGCAAACAGGUGGUGAACAUUCCGUCGUUUAUCGUGCGAUUGGACUCGCAGAAGCACAUUGACUUCUCGCUCAAAUCGCCGUUCGGCGGUGGCAGACCUGGUCGCGUCAAGAGGAAGAACCUGAGGAAGGGCAGCGGUGGCGCUGCGCCAGAAGAAGAGGAGGAUUAAGCUGAUUGUUGUUGUCGCGGUUUAUUGUCUGAAUAAAUGCGCGAUUUAGAAUAAAUUGAUUUUUCUAUCGUU
Messenger RNA from Ooceraea biroi (clonal raider ant), 787 nucleotides. It is a transcript of the gene RpS9, whose product is annotated as ribosomal protein S9. The record is from RefSeq and is a predicted model, not a curated record. Gene Ontology annotation, biological process: translation; ribosomal small subunit biogenesis. Lineage: Eukaryota; Metazoa; Arthropoda; Insecta; Hymenoptera; Formicidae. Gene Ontology annotation, molecular function: structural constituent of ribosome; rRNA binding. Gene Ontology annotation, cellular component: cytosolic small ribosomal subunit.